GCUUAUUCCCUGACAAGCACCGUGUUCUCCAUUGACGCAAACACUGGCGUCGUAAGAGUGACGGACUCCAGCGCGUUAGACUUCGAAGACAGGAGAAAUUUCGAGCUAACGAUAGUAGCCUCAGAUCAAGAUCCCAUCUCUCCACUAACCUCAGAAGCAACACUCAGCAUAUCUCUGACAAACGUCAACGAUAACGAUCCGCUUUUCAACCCCGACUCGUACGAGGCCGACGUUCCCGAAAACGUAGAGGGUGCGUUCGUAGUUACGCUCACUGCGGACGACGCAGACGGUGACUCUCUGCAGUACUUUUUUGCCGAUACUAACACUGAAUUGACUUUGCAGCUAGAUGCCAACACUGGAGCGAUAACGGUGCGCGACCAGCUCGAUUUCGAAGCCACACCUUCGUACACGUUCGCCGUUCUGGUAUCGGACGGUGAGCGUUCGGACUCCGCCAGCGUUGUCGUACGCGUGACGGACGUAGCCGACGGAAGACCUGUCGUGCUCCCACUUCGAAAGACCAUUCUCCUCAACUUAGAUGAAGAUGAGACGGAUGUAUACCUUACAAAUGGCACUGGAGGACCUUUGCAAGUUGACGAUGACAGUUCCCGUCUUCAGCGAGGCGUCUUGCAAAUCAGCAGAAUUUCAGGGGGAGAGUUGGUUGAGUUUCCUCUGGACUACGGAGUGUGUUCAUGCAGUGCUCCGGCCAACCCAAGCUGCAGUGCCAUUGAGCUAUGUGGGACCACCGUCGUUGAAGAUCUACUUUCAGAUGCAGUGGUUCCGUCAGCUUCAGCUGCAUCACUGGUACAAGACGUCCUUGAGAGCACUGCCUAUUUGUUCACUGGUUCACACACCAAUGAAAACUGGGUCCAGAUUUCCGAUCCAACAAAGGCCGACUUCUUUAGCCACGUUGAUAACCAGGCUUUUACCCUUUCCUUCUGGAUAAUGGUGGAUCCCACAAGUGGGUCUUCCUACAUGUUCUCUUUUGAGACUGGAAGGAACCGGUAUUUCUCUCUCUUCGACUCAUCGCGAAGCAGGGCAAUCUUGUAUUAUUUCAGAGACACUAUAGGCAAUCUCGAGCAGGGGGACGAUCUUGGAUAUGAGAGUCAAGUGGCCCUUAGCUUUUACUAUGACCCGAAUAUACUUCCUGACGGUCUGAGGGACAAUGAAUGGCACUUUAUUGCUCUCUCGGUCGACUUUCCCACCAUUUCACUAACCGUCGAUGGCUAUGUUCUUAGGUCUACGCAGGGUAACUACUACGAUUCCACAGACACAAACAUUCUUUUAACUAACGAUGGUACCAUUUAUGACAUGCCUGCGCCAAUCCUUGUAAAGACUCAAUCCGUGAUUGACAGUCUUACAGGGUAUAUUGGUGGCUCCAGUGGUAGAGGCUUGUCCUAUGCAUUGGACGGGGCAAUGCGGCAGUUGAUUCUAACGAACCCCUUGAGCACUGACGCUUACAACUGCCUCGGCUCUUGUGACGUCAAUAUUUUCCCCGAUGGCUCGGUGAGUGGCUUCACCACAUUUUACGAUCCUGCCAAGCGCUUGUUUGAGUUCAGUAGCUCUGCUGACCCAAGCGUACCCAUUGGCGACACCGAGUACACAGAAUUCAUGGGGACACUCAUUUUCUCUGACAAUGGCUUUGUUCCAACAGAAGAGGAGGGUGAACCUUGGAGAAUCUCAGUACAGGUGUUUGAUGAAGGAUCUGGGAACAUUGCCCAGAUUGAUGUCCAUGGACGGCUCACCCAAUUCAAUCCGGUUCUCGAUCUCAAUGGCGGAGACGUGAGUGGAAGAGACUACAGCGUCACUUUCAGAGAAGAUCAGGACACAGAUUUGCAAAUUGUGGACGAUGAUGUCUUCAUCACCGAUGAGGAUAUUGACCCAAAGAUCAUGAGCAUCACCGUCAACAUCACAAACCCUCGGCUCGACAUAUCGCAAGAGUAUCUGAGCCUCUCACAAGAUGCCCCCGAAGAAAUAACAGUGGCUGGGGAAAAUACGCAUUGCGUGGUCCUAACUGCAUCUGACCCGUCUUUUUCAACGAUCAGAGACUUUUUCAUUACCACUCUCCUGCGUCUGCGGUAUACUAACAUCGCAGAUGAGCUCGGGGAAGAAGAAAGGGUCGUCACUUUCAUCAUCUCUGACGGGUUGUUUACAAACGAUCCUAUUGCCGUGGCCAGAAUAGCCAUAGAAGAGGUGAAUGAUGUGCCAGUAGUGGAUUUGAACGGGGAUAACGACGGAACAACCAUCAUUGUGGAGUAUACAGAGGCUGAUCCACCGACUCUACUAACUCCCGAUGCCACACUGGAAGACCCCGACAGCCCCAAUCUCUCGGAGCUCACCGUUGACUUUGAAGCCUAUGACACUGGCAAUGAAUCUGUGGCGGUUGACAUGAGCGUUCUGCCAUCAGGAUCGAGUAUUAGUUGUAACCUCUCCCCAUGCAACGGUACCAGUUUGAAAUUGAGUGGAACUGCACCUAGUUCGGAUUACCAGUCUCUCCUGCGAACAUUGGCUUACGUGAAUUUGAAGCAGCCCUUGGAACUUCCUAAUUUGCGUGACCGUAUCAUCACUGUACGUGUGAGAGACGAGCUAAGUUUGAGCGCAUCUACCACCGAAAUUCUCAUAGAUUUCCUUGCAAACCAGUCUCGAGUCAUUAUCCAGCUAGACGUCCCAAAUCAAGACUACUUCACUGAGUACACCGAGGGGCAGGGUGAGAGAAUUUCCGUUGUCGGGGAUCAGAUUCGAAUUGUAGACACGUCUCUAACGACCCUCCAGUCUGUUGACGUGACGAUCCGAAACAUUUUACCGGGGGGAAUAAGAGAAGCGGGCGAGGAAAUAUCUGUCAACACUGCAGAUCUAGCCGGCCUUCAGAUUGGUAUCGAGAUUCAUGCGAUAUUGAAAAGGAUAACGUUCAGUGGAGAGGCUCCUUUGGAGGAUUACCUAACAGCCAUAAGACACGUGAGGUACAGAAACACAGAAGACGAACCAAACCCCACAACUCGAAUCAUUGAUUUUGUCGUUGAUCCCGGAGGAGGCGCCCCUCAAGACUUUUCCUUCACCAACAUUUCCAUUAUCAACAUCAACGACCACUUCCCCGUGUGCACACCGGAGCAACAGACUGUAACCAUUCGUGAAGAUGUGACGCCAAUGGAGCUUGUUCACACCUUAAUAGCCACCGAUGCGGAUGUGGGGAUAGGGGGAAAAGUGGCCUAUGAACUAAUUGAAGGUGGCGAGUCCUUAUUCUCCUGUUCUCCCACUGGCGAAGUCAGUGUAAUUGCCAACGUUGACUUUGAAAGCGUAAAAUCCCACACCGUUGUAGUUGAAGCAUGCGACAACGGCAUAACCCCGGACAAAUUCUGUUGUGAGUUUUCUCUCAAUAUCAACAUUACUGACUUCAACGAUGAACCACCGACUUUUUCAGAGGAGUCGUACACCCUCGAAGUUGCAGAAAAUGCCAUUACCAACAUCACAACGUUUGUCAUCACUGACGCAGACUCGGGA
Geodia barretti is the source of this 3495-nucleotide messenger RNA. The record is from the annotation of a GenBank genome assembly. Lineage: Eukaryota; Metazoa; Porifera; Demospongiae; Tetractinellida; Geodiidae.